AUGGAUCAAUCAUAUCCUUUAAUUAAACCAAAUCAAGAAAUUCUUAAUUAUGAACCAACUGCAGAUGAGAAAAAGACUAAAAUUGGAAAAUAUACAAUAAGAAGAUUAUUUGAAGGAGAACUAGAUGAAUAAGAUAAUGCAGCAAUUAAUAAAUUUCUUGAAGAAGCAGGUCCUUUUCAAAAUCCUAUUUGGACAAGACCAUAAAUUUUAAGAUUCUUAUAAGCUAAUAAUUUUAAGAAGGAUUAAACAGUUUAAACUAUGUAAUAAUAUGAAGAAUGGGUAAAAACCUUACCAAUUAAUUACGAUUAAUAAGUUGAAUAAUUUCUGGUAUUUUUUACUAUAAUAAUAAAUAGAAAGCUGGAAUUAUAUAUAUUUAAGGAAGAGAUCAUUCUUAUAGACCUAUUAUUGUAUUGAAUGCAUAUAAAGUUAAUUUUAAUGAAAUGAGUCUUGAAUAAUAUUUAAGAGGAUUGACAUACUUUUUGUAAGUAGUUGUUAAUGAUAUGAUGGUACCAGGUAAAGUUGAAAAUUGGGUAAUCUUAAUUGAUCUCGAUUAUAAAGGAAUGAUUGGACUUUAAAUUAAUGUAUAUCUAAUUAAUUAUUAAUUUUCCUAGGCCUUAAAGUAAGUGAUGUCCUAUUUACAAAAUAACUAUAGAUCUAGAUUGUAUAGAAUGUUUAUUUUUAAUACAACUAUGAUGUUAAAUGUGACAUGGAAUAUGGCUAAAUUAUUCUUGGAAGAGAUAACUUAAUAAAAAAUUAUAUUUGUUAAAGGAGAUGUAUUUAUAUUAUUAAUUUAUUUAGGUAAAAUAACUAUUUUAAUCUGUGAAUAAAGAAUAAAUUGAAGAGAAGUUUGGAGGAACAUAAACAAAUAGAGUUGAAUUCUGGCCUCCAUCAAUUAUUAGUGCAAACUUCAGAAAGAAUGCUUGA
Messenger RNA from Paramecium primaurelia, 924 nucleotides. The record is from the annotation of a GenBank genome assembly. NCBI's taxonomy places the organism in Eukaryota, Ciliophora, Oligohymenophorea, Peniculida, Parameciidae.